Messenger RNA from Punica granatum (pomegranate), 1190 nucleotides. Lineage: Eukaryota; Viridiplantae; Streptophyta; Magnoliopsida; Myrtales; Lythraceae. The record is from RefSeq and is a predicted model, not a curated record.
CCCCAAUCGGACGCCGCUGAGCUGAUGAGCGAGAGACUCCUUCCCUGUGCAAAUGAUUACAGUCACGGCCAUGGCUUGUGCUGCUGCUGCUUCUUCAACAAUGUCAGCUCCCGCCCAGCUCUACUCAUCUUACUCGCCCACCAGGAGAGCCGUCUACGCUACAUCUCCCUCUUCCUCUUCUUCCUCGUCGUCCUCUGCGAUUUCUUGGGGAGUCUCAAAAUCUCUUCUUCCCUUGCGGUUCGCUCCGCUCAGUCUCAUCCGUUUCUCGCCAUGGAGUGGCCUCAAGGCCUUGGGGAUCUCACUUGCUGCUACGUCUUCGAGGAUAGACAGGAGGAAGAGAAGGCAGAGGAGGAUGGUGGUCUAUGCGUCUCUGUUCGGGGUUGGAGCUCCCGAAGCUUUGGUGAUUGGGGUGGUGGCUCUUUUGGUUUUUGGUCCCAAAGGUCUCGCUGAGGUAGCCCGGAACCUGGGGAAGACUCUGCGAGCAUUCCAACCCACCAUUAGGGAGCUUCAGGAAGUGUCGAGGGAAUUCAAGAGCACCCUUGAACGAGAGAUUGGUCUUGACGACAUCCCCAAGCAGAAUAUGUACGACCCCAGUCAGACUGGCUCCACAUCAUCUUCUUCGACCAUUGCCCGUGAUGAGCAACCUCAAUCUGCUGUUGACCCCAAUGGGGCUCCAUCCUCUGGUCAAGCAUACUCGAGCGAGGAGUAUUUGAAGAUUACAGAAGAGCAGUUGAAAUUAGCCCAGCAACAGCAACAGCAAAACUCUCAGACAUCAUUAUCGGGGGAAAACCUGCCUGGAUCUCAAAGUAAACCUCAAGUCGAAGAAACAGCAGCAACACCUCCUCCUCCAAAGUCCGAAAGCGGAACUUGAGAGACCUCUGCAUACAAAUGGUAAUUAUGCAGCAUAUCAAUCUUCCUUCAGCUAAAUAUGCAGGAGAAGAAGAGAGAUGGAAUCGGGUUUCAUGUUGCUCACAAUCGGUGUACAACCUGAACGUUGUUUGAAUCACAACAUAGAGGAUAGCCUUAGCAUACGAGUUCUAGACCACUUAAGUGCGUAGAUAGUUCCUAUUUUUCGUGUAGAUUAUUGGUUCCCCUCUAAAUGAAAUGAUGAUCAACAAGUUGUAAUCUUACUGCUAUUCUGAAAUAUCGUUGACAUUGUUUCGUCUAAUACUAACCUCAUCGUUUGAAAA